This is a messenger RNA of Purpureocillium lilacinum, 1095 nucleotides long. RefSeq lists its product as uncharacterized. The record is from RefSeq and is a predicted model, not a curated record. NCBI's taxonomy places the organism in Eukaryota, Fungi, Ascomycota, Sordariomycetes, Hypocreales, Ophiocordycipitaceae.
AUGCCCUGGCGUGGGAGCCCAAGCACAACCACCAAGCAGGCGCUCGCCCGAUCCGCCACCAUCCGCAGCGUUGCCAGCGUCGAGGGGUCCGAGUCGAGCCCCGACAGCAAGCGCAGCGCCUUUGGCAGCAGCGUCAACAGCAACGCCAGCGGCUCGUCCGCCAUGGGCGCCAGCCAGCACGAGCGGACGCCGCCCACCGUCCGGUUAAAGAGCGACGUCGCCGCCGACACGCCCGUACACUGGCACGCCAACGGCGUCCGUGCAAUUGACAGCACGCCGGCCGCCCACGACUCGUCCGUCCUGUCCGAGGAGCCCGACGCCAACGGCGGCCAGUGGGACUCGACAAUCGGCAAGGCCGGCCUGGGAAAGACGGGCCGCGUCAUCAACAAGCUCGUCAGCGACAACGAUGCCCUCAAGCGGGAUAUCCAGAUCGAGCGCCUGCGGGCCGAGGAGGCCAAGCAGGCCGCCAAGCUCCUCGAGGACAAGAUGGAGCGCAUGAUGAACGAGUACGAAGGCCGCCUGCUCGAGGCCAACGUCACAAAGACCCUGCUGGCGCGCAAGGAGCGCCAGGUAGAGACCCUGACCGCCACGGUCGACGCGGAGAAGAAGAAGGUAGUUUUCGCGCUAGAUCGCGAGAAGAGCUGGAGGGAGGAGCUGGAGCGCGUGAGAAGCGAGUCGACGACGCAGGUGGAAGAGGCAACGAGCUAUGCGCAGUUGAUGGAAGGCCGCUACAACGCCAUCUCCUCCCACUGGCGCGAUCAGGGCGACGAGGUCAAGCGUGCCGUGGCCAAGAUGAAGGGCGACAUCGACACCAUCGUCGAGGAGCGCCAGUCCGACGACGACAAGAUACAGACGCUGCGCGACCUGUGCGAGCAGCAGGACAACAACAUCAAGCAGCUGACGCAAGACAAGGAGCGCAUCGCGCACCUGUUUGACGAGUACAAGCGGACGCAAGAGGACGACCUGAAGGACAUCAAAACCAACGCCAGGAGGAGGGAGGAGGAGCAGGAGCGGCUGCUCGACGAGUCCAGAGAGGCAUUGGCGAAACUGAAGUGGGCGCUCAACGUUAAAAAGAACGUCAAGGACGCCAAAUAA